Molecule: messenger RNA, 612 nt
Organism: Hyaloperonospora brassicae
Lineage: Eukaryota; Oomycota; Peronosporomycetes; Peronosporales; Peronosporaceae
Source: the annotation of a GenBank genome assembly
AUGGGUCGCAAAGGCGUGUCGCUUCAAGAGAAGCGCGAGCGUAUCCUGCGCAUUUACCACGAGUCCAAGGAAGUGUUCAACCUCAAAGAAAUCGAGAAGCUCGGCGCAAAAGCUGGCGUCGUACUGCAAACAGUUAAGGACGUGAACCAAGCCUUGGUGGACGAUACACUGGUCGACUGUGACAAGAUCGGGUCGGGGAACUACUUUUGGUCGUUCCCUUCCAAGUUGUCGCAGUCGAAGAAGCACAAGCUCAGCGAACUGGAACACCGGCGACACUCGUUGCAGGCAAAACUCGUUGAAGUGGAAAGACGCACUGAAGAGCAGAAAGCACUACGUCCGGAAUCCGAGGAGCGUGUGCGAAAGCUCCGUCGACUGGACGAGCAAAAGGCAACAGUGCAGGCGUUGCGCACGAAGGUGCAGCACUUGGCGGAGAACGAUCCAGCGAUCCUGGAAAAGCUCGAGCAAAGUGCGCGUGUGGCAAAAGAAGGGUCGGACAGAUGGACAGACAAUGUGUACACGCUCAAGGCGUGGGUCGUCAACAAGCGCGGCGUCGAGGGCCGAGAGGUGGACAAAUGGCUCGGCAUCAAGGACGACUUUGACUACGUCGAGUGA